UGAUGUUCCUCCAGGGAGCCGAGCCCUGCAUCGGCCCGGACCCCCCAGGUCUACGAUCAUGCAGAAAGGCUCUUUGCAAACUCUAAGAAGACCCUCUGCUUCCUGGAGAGGGAAGGACGGAGGAGGGGCACCAGAUUUCCAGGAGGUCACUUGCUCCAAGGUGUCUUGCCUUUCUUGGACACGAGGUUCAGCAACGUUGGACUUUGGGAGCUCUUCGUUCCAUCUCUCUUCCCUCCUUUCACCGCCGCCCCCGCCCACGCCCCCGUUCCUUUGGCUGGUGUAGAAGAGCAGAAUGAGUUUGAAGUAGCCUCCUGCGAGAGUGCAAGAUGCAGCGGUCUCUGCUGUGGGCCCCCUUGCUGCUGCUGUUUCUGCUGAGGAGAGGGGACGGAGAGCUGUGUCCGUCCUCACUCUGCGAGUGCUCUGACUGGAACAAGUUCAAAAUCACCUGCAAGGACAUCCACUUCAUCCCCAGGCUCCCCCAAGACACCCAGACAUUGAGGUUUAUGGAGACUCACCUGAAAACAAUUCCCAGAGAAGCAUUUUCAAAUCUACCCAACAUUUCCAGAAUCUACGUGUCCAUAGAUGCCACUCUUGAACGACUGGAAACCUAUUCAUUCUACAGUUUGAGAAAACUGACUCACAUAGAAAUACGGAAUGUCAAAAAUUUAAUUCAGAUAGAUCCAGAUGCCUUUAAGAACUUACCACUGUUAAAAUUCCUUGGCAUUUUCAACUCUGGACUUAAAGUAUUCCCUGAUCUGACCAAAAUAUAUUCAGCUGACGUGAACUUCUUACUUGAAAUUGCAGAUAACCCUUUCAUGACUUCAAUUCCCAGGAAUGCCUUCCAAGGACUGUGCAACGAAUCCCUUUCACUGAAACUCUAUAAUAAUGGCUUUACUUGGAUUGAAGAACAUGCUUUCAAUGGCACAAAGCUGGAUGCUGUUUACCUGCACAAGAACAAAUACCUGACUGUUAUUGAUGAGGAUGCAUUUUGGGGGACCUACAGUGGACCAAACCUGCUGGACGUCUCUCAGACGGGUGUUUCAGCCUUACCAACGAGAGGUCUGGAACGCCUGAAAGAGCUGGUUGCUAAGAACACUUGGACCCUCAAGAAGCUUCCCUUUGCCUUGAGUUUCCUUCACCUGACACGGGCUGAACUUUCUUAUCCAAGCCACUGCUGUGCUUUCAAGAAUCGGAAGAAAAUCAAAGGGAUGCUGGAGUCUCUCAUGUGCAACCAGAGUGACAGUUCUCGUCGUAAGAGAUCCAUCCGGGGCCCUGACGCCCAAUCCCCCCAGGACUCCAGCGAGGAGGACGAAGCACCCAUGGACCCAGCAUCUGGCGAGGAGGGCUCUGAGUCUCCUGGCAUCCGCGGUGGCUCCCAUUACUACGUCUUCUUCGAAGAGCAGGAGGAUGAGACGGUCGGGUUUGGCCAAGAGCUGAAGAAUCCCCAGGAGGAGACGUUCCAGGCUUUCGACAGUCAUUAUGACUACACGGUGUGCGGGGGCAACGAAGACAUGGUGUGCACACCAGAGCCUGACGAGUUCAAUCCCUGCGAAGACAUCAUGGGGUACGAGUUCCUCAGGGUCACGGUGUGGUUCGUGAACCUGCUGGCCCUCCUGGGCAAUGCCUUUGUCUUGUUCAUCCUCCUCACGAGUCACUACAAGCUGACAGUCCCCCGCUUCCUUAUGUGUCACCUGGCCUUUGCCGACUUCUGCAUGGGUGUCUACCUCCUCCUGAUUGCCGCCGUGGACCUCCGCACCCGCUCGGAGUACUACAACCACGCCAUCGACUGGCAGACGGGGCCCGGCUGUAACACAGCAGGAUUCUUCACGGUCUUUGCCAGCGAGCUGUCGGUGUACACGCUGACGGCCAUCACGAUGGAGCGCUGGUAUGCCAUCACGUUCGCCAUGCAUCCAGACCGGAAAAUCCGCCGGCGGCACGCCUCCAUCGUCAUGCUGGGUGGCUGGCUGGGCUGCUUCCUGCUGGCCCUGUUUCCAUUGGUGGGUGUCAGCAGCUACGUCAAGGUCAGCAUCUGCCUGCCCAUGGACACGGAGACCCCCCCGGCCCGAGCCUACGUCGUCUCAGUACUGCUGCUGAACGUCGUCGCCUUCAUCGUCAUCUGCUCCUGCUACGUCAAGAUCUACGUCACGGUCCGGAACCCCCAGUACAGCUCGGGAGACCAGGACACCAAGAUCGCCAAGCGGAUGGCCGUGCUGAUCUUCACCGACUUCCUGUGCAUGGCACCCAUCUCAUUCUACGCCCUAUCAGCUGUGAUGAACAGGCCCCUGAUCACAGUCAGCAACUCCAAGAUCUUGCUGGUGCUCUUCUACCCGCUCAACUCGUGCGCCAACCCAUUCCUCUACGCCAUCUUCACCAAGGCUUUCCGCAGGGACGUUUUCAUUUUGCUAAGCAGAUUUGGCCUUUGCAAGUACCAGGCUCAGCUCUACCGGGGCCAGACGGUCUCGCCCAGGAACAGCAGCGGUUCGUUUGGCCAGAAGGGGACCCGGGGAGCCGGGCAAUCUCUCACCAGAGCCCACGACCAGCACGAGCUGUGUGGGGGCUCCUGUUUAGCGCCUGCCAGACCAGACCCCUGCCAGGGAGACUGUAAGCUGACGGUGUUGUAACUCUCAGGGCAGGAGUGUGAUCCUACGAGGACCUGGUUUUCUGGACAAGAGGCCUAACUCCAGGACCCAUUGCUUUUUUUUUGGCCACAUGGUUCUGAGAUUUCUGGAAGGAAUGGUCCCACUGACUCUGGAAAUGUGACCCCGCUGAGCCCCCGCCCUUCAAGACACCAUUGGCAUUGGGAGAAAGCGAGCAUGUCAGAAACUUGGGACAAAGUGGAAGAAUGAAGCCAUUUGUUUUCCUUCGGGGAUUUACCGAUCAGCCAGUUCUGUGAACAGAGAGGGUAACCCAGAGAACCUGCUUAGACACCAGCAGCUCCAGUAUAGGAUCUCUGCCUUGUCGUCUUUGAUGGUGAUUCUGCCAGUAGAAUUCCCAGAAACAUUUGGCUCCUCUUCAGCCUUCUUAAAAGUCAGUGAGGCCAGCAGGAGAAGUUGGUUUGUCCCUAAAUGCAGAUAAUGAGGUUUAAAGUCAGUCAGGGGUUACUUAUUUUUAGUGAGGAAGGUGGUGUAUCUUCAAAUUGACUUUUAUGCCCAUGGCCACUCUUGGAGACCAUUACUCAUCUCUUGAGAAGCAGUUCCCAGACACGAUCCACUCUCUCUGUGCUCUUGAGAUGGAUGCAGUGUUCAGUUUCGGGGAAAUAGCAGUCUCAAGUUCCUUCCUACAGACUAGCGUAAGUGCUGCGUGCCAAACUGGCAUGGGGGUUUGUGUCACAUCUGGGUCAACCUUGCAAGUUGUUUUCAAAAUCACCGGGCAAUAAAAAUCAGGUUCAGUCCCCUUAAUGUCUAUUGGCUCACCCAAAUUGAUCAGUACCACUGUGCCCAUGCGCUCACCUCCUUCUCCUGUUCCCUGCAUGUAACCCCUAAUCAAUUUACUGUUCCAUAGUGUGCAGAAAUUUCCUUGAAGAUCAAAAAAUCCCCCCAAAAUGAAAACCAGGAAUAGGAAGGAGAGGUCAAGUGAGAUUUAAUUCCUUCUUAGCCCUUCCAAAUCUUUCAGCUCUAGGCACAAAAGCCAGCUCUCAUUUACUGGAUAUCAGGACCUCUGAAGGCAUUGUCGAUGGGAUAUCACUGAUGGAUCAGACCAUCCUGGACCAGAAUUGUUUUCUUACAGCAAGUCAAUCUGGCUGUAAAAAGCCCAAUAAUUCCAGGAAAAAUUUUUGCCUGGGUGAUUCAGAUGGAGAAAAAUCAGGUUUAGAAUCUUGGCUAUCAUUAGACUUGGCAGCGGAUAUUUGUCAAUGGCCUAGUUUGAGCAGACAACUCUAUUUUGAGCCCCCCGAGGGAUGAGGACUGUGUCUGAUUCCCACCUGGGAAUUUUUUUCCCCACUGUUUAGCACAAUGUUCUGCACCCAGUUAAUGCUUGAUCAAUACUAUGAGCACUACUGGGUGCAGGUGGGUCAAUUCCACUGCCCAAACCUGCCCUUCAGACUGUGGGCUGGAUGGAAUUAGGUGAUGAUCGAAGUGUUCUACUUCUCUUACUAGAUCUGGAAACCUUUCAGUGUCCUUUUCUCUCACUAAUCUAGAUGGUGACCUCCCCACUCUGAUCCCAAAAUUGUUUCACAAAAGGCACCCUUCUUAUAAGCAUCCUAGGUGCCUCACGACAGAUCUGAGAAAAUUUUCGAAGCAGAACUGCAUAAUUGGGCUGUGAUAGGUCCAAUAAGCCAAAGUCUUGAUUCAAAUUUGAAAAUAGAAGUUAGGAAAAUGAUAGGAAUCAAAUUAAUCAAUCAAUCAAUGAUACAUACUGAGUGCUUACUGUGAGCACAGCACUGUUCUGAGUUAAGUCACCAAUCUCCCUCUUUGACCAGUACUACAAGCUUUUUGAGAGUUAUGGCGUUCCUCUGUAUUUCAGGUGUGGGAAGAGGAGAGGCAGGUAACAAAAUAGCACGGUUCUGAUAGUCACAAUGGAUUUAAGAAGCGCGUCUCUAGACUGCAAGCUUGUGGGCAGCAUAUGUGUCUAUUAUUGUACUCUCCCAAGCACGUAGUACAAUGCUCUGCACACAAUAAGCGCUCAAUAAAUAAAAUUGAAUGACCUGGAUGAAUCCCUAUAAGGGCUCUUCCUUGAGUAUUCAUUAGGCUCUUGGGGGAGAAUUUGAUAUCUUCAAACACCCGUGAAAUAAGCAAUACUUGUCUCCCAAAGCACCCAAAGCUCUCUCUCACCAAUCGCCUCCUUUGACACUACAGUUUUCCGAUGAGGGAAACAACAAAAAGGGAAACGGAGAACAUGAGAAGUUAAGCGAUAUGUCUAAAGAAGUAGAAUGAGCUGGGACUAAAGACUGGAUUUUUCACUGCCAUCCUCAGAGCGCUUUCCACCAGACUGCCAAGCCUCCUGUCUUGGCGAGUGGAUUGGGGCAUCUCCUAGAGGACCCACAGGACACUGGACUGAUCUCUUGUCAGGAUCUAUCCAAGAAGGAGCAGCACCAGGACAGCCCAGUGAAUGGUCCUGCUGCUGAACCAUCACCUUCCUCUCUAAAACAAUCACCUGGAAAGGGAGAAUUCUGAAUUCUUCUGUGGUCCCAAGAACAGCUUUUGAGGUUUGUUGACCAGUAAUUGAGAACCUCGGCUCUCUGCUGAAGUCCGUGUCACUGUCCUCCAGUUGAAAGUCUCUUCAUGUGGCCUGAGAGCUUUGCUGCUCAAGAACUCAAAGCGCAGGUAUUUUAUCCUUAGAGCGCAGAAAUUCUACUUUUUAUGUCCUUAGACUGCACUUCCUGUGGGCCUAAAUCAUGAAUAUUUUCCUUGAGGCAAGUCAAAAGCUUCUGGAGAGUGUUGGCAGGAAAGUAUAUGAGCUUGACCAAAUGGGUCAUCUUUUUGCUUAUGGCCAUUGUUGUCUUUGGUUUGUCUGUUAAAUAAUAAGCUUUAUUCUUGUAAAUACAAACUAAUGCUUUUAAAGGACCCAACAAAAUUGGCCUAGAAAGAUAUGAUGAGAGAAAUUUUAAUUAAAAGUGAAUGUACUGCA
Ornithorhynchus anatinus (platypus) is the source of this 5565-nucleotide messenger RNA. It is a transcript of the gene TSHR, whose product is annotated as thyroid stimulating hormone receptor. NCBI's taxonomy places the organism in Eukaryota, Metazoa, Chordata, Mammalia, Monotremata, Ornithorhynchidae. The record is from RefSeq and is a predicted model, not a curated record. The transcript is spliced from 11 exons. Gene Ontology annotation, molecular function: thyroid-stimulating hormone receptor activity. Gene Ontology annotation, cellular component: membrane. Gene Ontology annotation, biological process: G protein-coupled receptor signaling pathway. Bases 327 to 2621 code for a protein of 764 amino acids.